This is a messenger RNA of Cydia amplana, 530 nucleotides long. RefSeq lists its product as uncharacterized. The record is from RefSeq and is a predicted model, not a curated record. Lineage: Eukaryota; Metazoa; Arthropoda; Insecta; Lepidoptera; Tortricidae. The transcript is spliced from 4 exons. Bases 3 to 530 code for a protein of 175 amino acids.
UUAUGCUGAUUGCUGAAUUAAUUAAAUAUCCAUCAAGCGUGACCAGAAGGGACAUGAAAAGCUACCAUGUCAGUAUAGUUAUGAUGACUGUAACUCUAGCAUACAGCGCCCCUAUUGAAUACGAGUAUGUCUCCAUCGAAGUCACUCCAAGUAAACCGAUCGAGAGACAAAAUGGCGACGCCAAUUCGGGAAUCUGCUGUCAAUCUGGCUCUCAGAGUUGUUGCCCAUACGACUACGAUGACACGUGUGAGACUGCAAGCAACAGAAACUUGUGUGGUUACAAUAAAAACCAGAAAAAAUUAGAUGAAAUGGUAAGCGUAACUAUAUACGGUCUUCCUUGUCGAGUUAACGAUGAUCGUCUCGAGUGCGGAUAUAACGGGCCUUAUAUAACUGAUCAGAGACCAAGUUUUGUCAAUAAUAAUCCUCCAAAUAACCCAGACUGCUGCAGUUGUUGCAACCAAGAAACUACUAAACAAGUAGCUAGCGAAACAACAACAACAAUACCAACAACAACAGAAUACCACCACUAG